AUGAGACGCAGUACGAUACAAGUAGCCAAAUGGCUUGCUCAGGAGAGAGUCCUGCUGUCGCGACGUGCCUUGACAUGCUCCGGCGCAAGAUAUUCGUCCACCAGCUCUAGACAGUGGUCAACGCCGCUUGCCAAAACACUGGGAGAGGCCAUCACUACCACUGGACCCAUCUCAGUCGCUGCCUACAUGCGACAAUGUCUCACCUUCCCCGAAACUGGUUACUACACUCAAUCCGCCGAAGGCAAAGAUCCGUUCGGCCAGAAAGGAGACUUUGUUACGUCCCCUGAGAUCUCUCAAAUCUUCGGAGAACUCAUCGGACUAUGGUUUGUCGCAGAAUGGAUUGCCCAAGGCAGAAAGAGCAGUGGAGUAUACCUCAUGGAAAUGGGUCCUGGAAGAGGAACCUUGAUGGACGACAUGCUGAGAUCGAUUCGCAACUUCAAACCUCUGGCACAAGCCAUUGAUGGCAUCUACAUGGUUGAAGCCAGUCCCUCGCUACGCAAAGCUCAACACAAGCUUCUUUGUGGUGACAAUGCACUUGAAGAGAUCGACAUUGGCUACCAGAGUACAUGCAAGUACACCCCCGACUUGAAGAUUAUCUGGUGCGAGGAUAUCCGUUUUGUCCCCAGAGAGACCGACAGCUCUCCCUUCAUCGUCGCUCACGAGUUCUUCGAUGCUCUUCCCAUCCAUGUCUUUGAGUCUAUCAAAGCUCAGGCCGCUCCCAAGCAGAUCCGUACUCCUACCGGCAUUCACAAGGUCGACCCAUCAGCCACCGGAAACCCAAACACAGUAUCACAGUGGCGUGAACUCGUCGUCUCACCAACAUCACCUUACGCUACCCACGAUACCCUCAACACGCCCAAAUCACAACGCGACGAGCCCGUCCCCGAGUUUUCGCUCACACGAGCUCAAGCAGCAACACCCCACUCCCUCUUCCUCCCCGAACAAUCCCAACGCUACAAAAACCUCAAAGAUACUGAAGGCGCCGUCAUAGAAGUCAGCCCCGAAUCCCAAACCUACGCCGCAGACUUCGCCGUCCGUAUCGGUGGCGGCGUUAGCCCUUCAGCCCUCUACACAACCCAUCCAGAUCAAACACCCCCACCCACAGGCCGUCGCGUUUCUCCCCGCCGCGCCGUUGAGGAGAUUGUCAAGAAGCAAGCGUCCGGUGCUGCAUUGAUCCUCGACUACGGCACUGCAUCUUCCAUCCCCAUAAACUCUCUUCGCGGGAUCAAGCAGCAUCAUCUUGUGUCUCCUCUCUCCGAGCCAGGAAAAGUGGACAUCAGCGCCGAUGUCGAUUUCCUCGCUCUGGCCGAAAGUGCCAUCAACGCAUCUUUAAACGUCGAAGUCCACGGACCCGUCGAUCAAGCGCGUUUCCUGACGUCCAUGGGUAUCGAACAGCGUGCUGCUCAGUUGGUUAAAUUGGCCGUUGAUCGUGAAAGAGGCAGUGUUGCUGAAAAGGGUGAAGGGCAGGAAAGGACGAAAAGCGAUUUGACCGAGACGGUCAAGAGGAUUGAAAGUGGGUGGAGGAGGUUGGUUGAUGUGGGACCUCAGGGAAUGGGCAAGUUGUAUCAGGUCAUGGCUAUCUUGCCGCAUGUACCACCCAAGGCUGGAGAAGGAACCAGACGGCCUGUUGGAUUUGGUGGAGAUGUGAAUUUGUAA
Aureobasidium pullulans EXF-150 is the source of this 1656-nucleotide messenger RNA. RefSeq names its product DUF185-domain-containing protein. Gene Ontology annotation, molecular function: protein-arginine omega-N symmetric methyltransferase activity. The record is from RefSeq and is a predicted model, not a curated record. The transcript has 2 exons. Lineage: Eukaryota; Fungi; Ascomycota; Dothideomycetes; Dothideales; Saccotheciaceae. Gene Ontology annotation, biological process: mitochondrial respiratory chain complex I assembly. Bases 1 to 1656 code for a protein of 551 amino acids. Gene Ontology annotation, cellular component: mitochondrion.